AUGCAUUACCAAGGCUUUCUCGCUGCCAUGUCCCCUGGAUAUCCAUAUCGCCGAGAUACGGCAAUAUCAGACUUCUUUUCCAGAACAUUGACUUGCAGCAGCGCUUGCGACGAGAUGGCUAUCAGCAUAGUCGGAGGCACAGUCCAGCCUGUAGCCGUGCAGGGAAACUGCAGCUACUCAAUCUAUGCUGGGCCAGAUCUUGAAUACGUUUUUCAAUUCCGCCUCGCCUCUUUGCCUCUUGAGACAGAGACCAUCCAAUUAGCACGCACAAUACAUGGCUCUGUCGUCCCAGCGGUCUCGUCCUAUGGACAGCUAGCAAAUGUCCACGUCUAUUCUAUGCCUCGGGUACAUGGACUAAGCUAUCUCGAUCUUAUCCUUGCUGAUAUAUACCCUCGAAAUUCUAAGGAGCAAUUUGCAUGGCGUAAAACACUUGUAACAGACAUCGCAUGUUUCUUUGCUGCCUCCUUCAAAGCCCCCCAAGAGGUUCCUUCAGACUUCCGCGGCAAGCUACGCCAACAAUAUACCCAAGACCUCGAAUCACUUCUUCAAUCCUUCCCGCCCCGAUUUCACAACAUCAUUCAAAAAUGUCUCGAUUCCAUGGAGGCUGUUCUUGACCUGCCAGUGGUCCUUCUUCAUCGUGACAUUAGCACCGCGAAUCUUAUUGUCGACGCAGAUACCUGCGAACUCAAAGGUGUUCUUGACUGGGGUGAAGCUGGACUUGGCACAUUUGGCCAAAAUCUCCACUUUCUACAAAACCUGAUCUGUGUACUUGACCUACCACACGGGUGGCGACCAUACGAAGAUUACCCGAUUCUGCAAGAGACCUUCUGGAACAAAUUUCAAGACGAAGUGGAAAAUAUAUCACCAGAGAUUAUAAAGACCAUGAAAUUAGCAAGCGUUAUGGGACUGCUACUAUAUCGUGGAUUCACAAGAAGACUUGCAGGCAUGGCAAGUUCUACGCCUAUAUCUGAUGAUAAAGAGGGCAGUUACAACUUUCUAUAUCUAGAUGCCUUUCUUCUUCAGCAAAGUACGAGAAUUAUGAAUUUGGACUGA
Glarea lozoyensis ATCC 20868 is the source of this 1053-nucleotide messenger RNA. RefSeq names its product Protein kinase-like (PK-like). The transcript is spliced from 2 exons. Bases 1 to 1053 code for a protein of 350 amino acids. The record is from RefSeq and is a predicted model, not a curated record. Lineage: Eukaryota; Fungi; Ascomycota; Leotiomycetes; Helotiales; Helotiaceae.